UUCAGUCCGUGAAGGGCCAUGAUGAGAAGCUGGGUAUCUUGAGGAGAGCCGUAGUACACAUGCGCAGCAGGACAGUUACCAUAGCGCUGCUCCGACCUGCUGAGUGACUUGAUUCUUCAAACUCUCCAAUUCCAAGGACACUGAACGAUUUAAUCCAUGUUUACGGCUGCUUUUUUAAUUGUUUCGCGUUGUCUUGCCAGUUUGCGUUUGUUCAUUAAGUACGUUUUACUUUUUUGAAGCACCUGCCCGGUUGACAGACUAAUCAUGGGAUAUCAAGCGGCGGAAAUCUGCGUUUGUCUUUGAACAGAAGCAUCUAUAUGUACAUAUUUAUGUGUUAAAUUUUAAAGUCGCUGUCUUUCACCGGAAAAAAUGAACGGCUUCAGUCAAAGGCUGAGACGCACAUCUCCCAUGUGGGGCAGCAGCAGAAAUGAGCUGGUCCCCUCCAAACCUCCCAGGAUGAAUGGAUGGUCGUGGCCGCCUCAAGCCUUCCAAGUGGUCGGCUGGUUGGUGUACAGCUACCUUGCCAUAGUCAGCUUUGGUAUCUAUAUCCCUCUUCUGCCUCAGCCGUGGAACCAUGUGCUCUAUUCUCUGACAGGCAUAGCAUUUAUUGUACACUUUUUCACCCAUAUUGCUGCUGUUACUAUAGACCCAGCAGAUGCCAGUGUCAGGGCCAAACAGAACUACUCCAAUCCAAUGCCACUUUUUGACCGGACAAAGCAACCACAUGUCAUCCAGGACCUACACUGUUAUCUGUGUGAUGUCAAGGUUGGCCCCAAAGUAAAACACUGUGGCGUUUGCAACAAAUGUGUGGAAGACUUUGAUCACCAUUGCAAAUGGCUGAACACCUGUGUGGGUGGCAGAAACUACUGGUGCUUCUUUGUGGCACUAUCCUCUGCCACACUAGGUGUCUUCCUGCUUGUUGUUGUCAUCUUGUUCAUCUUUAUUCAGCAUUACCUGGACCCAAACAUUCUACGGACCGCUCCACAGUUUGGUAGUAUUCCAGGGAAUGAGACCUGGCUGGCAUUUUUACCAAUAGCACCAAUAAGGACUAGCUCAGCUGGUCUCCUUAUAUUAGCCUUCAUAACAGUCAUGCUGAGCAUCACCUGCCUGCUGCUGCUCUGUCAUCUGCUAGGUUUUCACUUUUAUCUGUUUUAUAAAGGCAUAAGCACAUAUGAUUAUGUAAAGAUGCAGCGCCAAAAAGAAGCUAGAAACCGAGACACUGAAUCGGGAAAACCUAAUGAUGCCAAAACCCAUAACAAGACCACACAGAACAAAAAGAACUCAAUUGACUGUGAGCCUGCGUUAUCACAGAGUUCAAGUACCUGCAAAUUUGACGAUAGAGGCCCACUCAGCAGCCGACUCUCAGAGUCCAUAUGUACAGAGUUGGAAAUCUUCAAGAAAUCAGCAGAAAGGGAAAAUAGUUUUCAUUAUGGCACAGAAAAUCCCACAGAGAACACAGCAAGGAAAAUGUCUCGGAGUGACAUCAAAAGCUGCAAGCCUGAUGCUGAUGACGAGCCUCAGAGCCCCAGUGUGAAGUCUGUUGACACUGUCCCUGGGGUGCAGGACCCUCUGGGCAGCUUGGUUAUGACCCCAGACAAUACCUAGCAGUAACUGAUGUCUGCAUGGUGGGGCAUUAGGAUAUGCUGCUUUCAGGAACUACUUAUUAAGAAAUUAUACUUAAUGAAACUGAGCCACGCAACCCUGGACACAUUGUUGACAGGGAUAGAGGACAACUUGGACUUCACCCCACAGUCUGAUACACAUUAUGGAAGAGUUUUUUUGUUUUUUUUUCAUCAAGUGGACAUUUUGAUUGCAGGCUGUAUAACUGUGGACCCUUUAUUGUUCUUUAUUCCAUUUUUAUCUACACUAUGUGUUUUUAUGAGAGCUGAAUUAUUUAAACCAUUGUUUUAUCCCACUGACUUGUACAGAGAGCCGGAGUCAAGCCCCACUUCCAGGUUAGCCUCUGUUCGACUAGCCUGAGUCAGAUAAAUGCAGUGUAUUUAUUUUGGCAUCCUCCUGAAGGACUUAAACACAAUACUGGAGUUUACUGGUCAUAAACUAAGCCAGAUGGGCAUCAAGUACUGUACACCUUGUCAUUUUUUCUAUAGACCAAAGAGAGAAUCUUACAUGGCAAAAUACAUUGUCUUACUGAAAGUAGUGGAGCAGAUAAUAGCUUGAAAAGGGCGCAGAUCUCCGUUGUUGUUUUAUUUAACUGUUCAUUUCCAGAUUUUUUUUAGCGGCUGUUUUUAGCAAAAUUUGAUAGUAAACCAUUUAAAUACACCAUGUUUGCUCCAGUAUUUUUUUUUUUUCUUCUUUAGCCACUUGACGACAAAGUGGCACUAUAGAAAGCCAAAGUCCCACCAUCUCCAGCUUCUUCAGGUUUCUGGGGUUUAUGGCUACAUUCCAAGCUAAAUGGGUAUCCACUGGUUAAAUUUGGCAAAAUAUGAACACUCAUCCAUCAGCUACAGCUUUGACGGUUUACCUAUAGCUGUCACUCAUGUUAAGCUAAAUAUUGAAAUUCAGAAAUGUCCCUGUGUGUGUUGCUGCAUUUCUUUCUUUUCUAGCCAUUCAAGAUGAAAAAAAAAACAUUGUCAUUGCACAGAUCAAUGCAAGAGGAUAUGUAAAGGGAAUGCUAACAUACUUUAGCUAAAAAUAUAUCAUCAGGCACAUGAAAUUAAAUGGCUAGUCUGACUACUAACAUAUGGUAGUAUCAAUAGAGGAACAGCUAAACAAAAUUUAGUAGAAUGGCAGUUGCAGACACAUUAGUAGGUCAACAGGAAGGUACAGGAAUGGAUGAGGAAACUGGACUUUGAUCUCAUUCUGCCACUGAAAUUAGACCGAAAGAAGACCGUUUGACAGCAGAGCGAUACAUGGCCAUUUUAGAGGGCAAGCUCACAAGAUGGUGCACUAGAAUGACUCAUCUUGCAAGAACUGUUCGCUGUGUUGAUGCCAAGGUUGGCAGUGCAGCCUGUUUACCAACACAUAUCCCAUGCUGGGUACUGACUGAAGGUAAACUUCUACUUGCUGUGCCAGUCAUCCAGCUUGUGAACGGAGCUACUCUACUCUUAAAUGAACAUUACCCACUGCAGUAUUAAAGCUCCGCAGCCCCUGGAUGCUUUUAUGGUCACAGCCACUGAGCAAGAUGUUUUUAAGGACCUUGGGUAAUGCCCUUUAUUAUUAGUGGCAUAGUAAAGAGAACUGAGCUGUUCCUGAAGCUGCCAAUUCAAUAAUGAGACUCCUUAAUGGUUGCUACCUGUGGCCUUUGUAUGAUUCAAGCCAGCUUUCUCUGAAGAAGCCUUCUCACUCAGUUUGUUUUGGAGAGGACUGCCUGUGAUGUGCCAAUCCACUCCUUUUAGUCUGUCUCCUCCUUCUACAUCGACUUUAUUCUUGUUGGGGAAUAAUCUAUGAGAAACAUCAGCUGCUGGAACUCUGAGUCGGAGGAAGAGCCUCGGAGAAAAGAUAUGCAGCUCUCAUAAACUAUUUAUGAAAUUUCCUUCAUGAAACUGAGCCUCAUGACCUUACACCUUUGUUCUAUUUCUUAUAAAAGUACUGAGGUUGACUUGGACAGGAUGCUACAGUUUGAUAGACACAGAAGAACUUUUUUUUUUU
Messenger RNA from Xiphias gladius (swordfish), 3609 nucleotides. RefSeq names its product zinc finger DHHC-type containing 11 (gene zdhhc11). Bases 370 to 1605 code for a protein of 411 amino acids. The transcript has 14 exons. Gene Ontology annotation, cellular component: endoplasmic reticulum; Golgi apparatus. Lineage: Eukaryota; Metazoa; Chordata; Actinopteri; Istiophoriformes; Xiphiidae. The record is from RefSeq and is a predicted model, not a curated record. Gene Ontology annotation, molecular function: protein-cysteine S-palmitoyltransferase activity. Gene Ontology annotation, biological process: protein targeting to membrane; peptidyl-L-cysteine S-palmitoylation.